GGUAAUUACCACCAUUUGCAUAAAAGGUCAUAAUUAAUCUUCCCAUGAACAUAUUACUGAAGCAGUAGAUAAAAAUAAAUAAAUAAGGAGCUUAUCUUCCUGCAAAGCACGGACUCAUCAUGUCGUAUCAUUACAAUGAAGCCUUUGAAGAUCCAGAUUACCACUUCUCAGAAACACUGGAGGUGGACAGAGAGAGGAGUUCUCAGAAGAAUCAAUUCUCUCUCCCAAACCCCUACAAUCCUUCACUGACUGGUUCCUACACAGAGCGCAGUGGAAGAGGGCAGAAUUACCCUCUGGACAUACCAAUGGCCUCCAUGAGGCAAGGCUCUGAAUACAGCCCAAGUUUGCCUAGAGCAGCAGCCCUAAGCAGAGGUCCAUAUGAAGAUUACCAGGCGGACAAUCUUUCCUUUGAGCCUGAGCCAGAACUGGGAUACAGCCACCCACCCACCACCUUCCUUCCACAGGAUCUCCCCUAUCCUCGCAGGCUUUCUGAUGCGUCUGAUGUUAGCUUUACUCAGAGACGCAACAGAAGACCUGCUGAUGAGAUCUUCAUGCCCUCCUUCAGCCUUUCCGAAACAGACCAAGCGUCUAAAGACGAAGCAAAGUUAAUUGGAASUCUUGUGAGUAUGUCUGCUCGUGAAAGGAUUAAAGCAAUCCAGAAGAUGCCAGAGACUAUGAAAAAAAAGAGAGAGAUCAGAAAUAAAGUUCUUCAGGAAAUUACAGAAAAAUCAAGGAGACGUGGAAAUCAACGUGACUGCUGUGCACAGUGUCUACGGAGAAUAGCAGUGUCAUAUCGACGAUUUAGGAAUAGCUUGUCAGAAUAUUUUCAUCUACUGCAGUUGUGGCAGAAGACUUUGAAGGCCAUCGGUGGCAAGUUUGGAACUGGUGUUCUGUCUUACUUUAUUUUCCUGAAGUGGCUGCUUACUUUCAACAUCUUUUCAUUCCUCAUAAACUUCAGUUUCAUAACAAUCCCUCAGUUUGUUGCAGCCAAACCAAAUAAUCUUUCUUUCACGGGUCUGGAGAUUUUCACUGGAGCUGGUUAUUUUCAAGAAACAGUACUCUACUAUGGCUUUUACACCAACACUACAAUUAGGAAGACAGAAAAUAGUGCAUCUUACAACAUGCAGCUGGCCUAUAUUUUCACUGUUGGAAUUUAUUUUGUCAUCUGUUUGCUUAGCUUGGUGUUCAGCAUGGCAAAAUCCUUCCGUAGGAACUUCAUUAACCCCCAGACAUACUCCGGGCAAGCUAGCAAACUUCUCUGCACUUGGGAUUUCAAUAUAACUAAUGAAAAAGCUGUGAAGCUGAAGCAAAAGAAUCUCAGCACACAAAUAAAGGAAGCCCUCUUUGAAGUAAACAGAGAAGUUCUGAAUUUUUCUUUUAAGGAGAGAUUUGUUCAUUUUGUUAUUCAUCUUGCUGCUUGGGUUGCCUCCUUGGGAACCGCAGUAGCUGCUUGUGCUGGUGUUUACUUCCUCUCCAUUAAUAAUCUACAGCUGUUCAUGAAAGGACAUAAGAAUGACCUGGAGGGUCAAGCUGCCAUGUUGGUGCUACCCAUCGUUGCCUCUCUCCUCAAUGCAUUCAUCCCAUUCUUCUACUCAUGGCUUGGGCUCCUGGAGCACUUUCAGAAUCCCAGACACCAGAUAUACGUCACUGUUACCAGAAAUAUCAUCCUGAAAAUAUCCAUCAUUGGAAUAUUGUGCUACUAUUGGCUUAACAUUGUGUCUGCAUCAGAGUCACAGUGCUGGGAAACUCUGGUUGGCCAAGAUAUCUAUCGACUUGUUCUGGUUGACUUCAUAUUUUGUUUGCUUGGCUGUCUCUUUGGAGAAUUUGUACGAAGAAUUAUUGGAACAACAGUCUGCGUAAACCUGGGGAUGCCAGAAUUUGAUAUUGCACGAAAUGUUUUAGAUUUGAUCUAUGCACAGACUUUGACCUGGAUUGGUAUCUUCUUCUCRCCUCUGCUGCCUGGUAUCCAGAUGAUAACAUUUUCUAUAGUAUUUUAUGUGAAAAAGGUCAGUCUGAUGAUGAAUUGUCAGCCUCCCCGCAAGGUCUGGAGAGCUGCUCAAAUGACAACAUUGUUCAUCUUCCUACUCUUCUUCCCAUCCCUUGUGGGAGUCCUGUCUGUCAUUGCAGUCACUGUCUGGAGGUUAAAACCUUCAAAAGAGUGUGGCCCUUUCAGGGGUUUAUCUUCUAUCUAUGCUGCAAUCUCUGUAUGGAUAGAAAUACUAAAAAAUUACCCUGGCUCAAAAUGGGUAGUGUGGAUCUACCAAAAUUUAUUUCAAGGUGCACUGUUCUUCUUCAUCCUCUCUACAAUUCUCCUAAUUGUUACAUAUCUUUACUGGAAAAUAAUAGAAGGAAGAAAGAGCAUGGUCAAGCUCUUACGUAAGCAUAUUGUCAAUGUAGGAAAAGAUAAAAUGUUUUUACUUGAAAAACUACGGGGACUGCCAGCAGCAAGACAAAACCUAUCUGUGCCGAGAGGACAAGACCGGCAGAGAAGCUCUGCUUCAGAUCGUUUAUCUAUGCGACCUGGCCAGCACAUGCCAAGCUACCCAGAAAGGACAUUUGACAGAAAUCAAAAUGCAUUCCAUGAGGAUGAGUUUUCCUAUUCUCCUGAGAUCUUGGAGGGAAUUGGCCUUCCAAUAGAUGCAGAGACAUCCCGGCCAAGCAGCAGGACGGGGAUGUCGGAAGCACUCGCGCUUGCCCUGCGUGCUCGACGAGCAGCUGAAGAAGACGAUGAUGACCGGGAUUAUUGACCGUGAGCGCACCGAAUGAACAGCCAAUGUUAACAGUCACAAGCUACU
Messenger RNA from Nothoprocta perdicaria, 2795 nucleotides. It is a transcript of the gene TMC5, whose product is annotated as transmembrane channel like 5. Lineage: Eukaryota; Metazoa; Chordata; Aves; Tinamiformes; Tinamidae. Gene Ontology annotation, cellular component: plasma membrane. The transcript is spliced from 23 exons. The record is from RefSeq and is a predicted model, not a curated record. The coding region runs from base 120 to 2747 and encodes 875 amino acids. Gene Ontology annotation, molecular function: mechanosensitive monoatomic ion channel activity.